UAAGAACUUUUAACCAUAAAAAUCAAAUAGAAUCGAUUAAAUCUUUAUUAUUUUACAUUUUAAAGUUACUUUAUUACCAAACACACAAUAUUUAUGACUAUUCGUGUUUUUAAACAGCGAACAUGUUUCUGUAUGAAUGUAGAUGAGCACUCAGGUAGUUUGACGGUGAUUUGAGUUCCUGACGCCCCGGUUGUGUUGAUGGAGACUCCGGUGCUUCAUCCGAACCCGCCCGGACCUGGAGAGUGUCACAAACGCUUCCAGGCGGCGGUGGAUGUGAUCCAGAACCUGCCCAAAAAUGGUUCCUACAGACCUUCAUAUGAAGUGAUGCUGCGAUUCUAUAGCUUGUAUAAGCAGGCCAUGUUUGGCCCCUGCAGAGCAUCGCGUCCAGGAUUUUGGGAUCCUGUGGGCCGGUAUAAGUGGGAUGCUUGGAAUCAGCUUGGAGACAUGAGUUGUGAAAGUGCCAUGACUGCAUAUGUAGAUGAGAUGAAGAAAGUGGCACAAGAGGUUAUAGACAAAAUGCCAAUGAAUGAGAAGACAGCCUCCUUUUACCACUAUUUUGAGCCUCUCUACCAGGUCAUUCAUGAUAUGCCCAGACCACCAGAGGAUCUGCUGAGUCUGAGACCAGAUAUAAAUGCCAAUGAAUCAAAUGCAAGUUUGGCUGUGGAGGUGAACGGUCCCACUCGAGAGGAAAUGGUACAAGAGCUAGAAGAACAAAAGCUAAAUCCUGAACCUGUCCUGAAUACUGAGCAUCAGAGUGAGAGAACAGCUCUGUCUGACGGUCUCGUGUUGACCAGCGACUCUGAGAGUGAAAUCUUCUGUGACUCAGUGGAACAGUUGGACCAUAUUAAGCCAGUCCCUGAAACGUACGGUGACCCGGACUGGCACCAUGAACACACACCUGCCAUCCAGGUGAACCAGCUGGGAGCUGGGCAGGGUGGAGAGGGGGGCGAGGACAGACGUGGCCUUCCACUGAGAAGGAGGGAACAAUCAAGAGAGGAAAUGAGGCGUGGAUGGAGAGAACCUGCCCAUGAUCUUUCUCACAGCAGUGGGAGACCAGCAGGACGACAGAUUUCAGGUGCAGGGGGGGGAGGUGAUUCUGAUGGAGGGGGUGAAAGGUUCCAGGACCCAAAGCUUCAGCAGCAGAUCAUGCUGGCGCUCCUGAGGCUCAGAGACGACAUGCAGAGCGUCAUCGAGCGACUCGAGGUGGUGGAGGGUUUGGCUGCAGCUAAUGCUCAGGAUUCACAGUGGAGAACUCGCAGACAGUUUACAGUUCUGCAGACUGAGGUAGAGACGUGGUGGCCAUUUGAAGUGUCUGGCCGAACUCUGCUGCUGCUUCUGAUCUGGCCCUUCAUCGCUCAGGGAAUGGUGUUCUUGCUUCGACAGUGGAAAAAAAAAACUUAGAUCUUAAUAUAAAUCUUCCUUGUGUAAGAAAAUGAAGUUCUGUAUUAUCAACGUUGGGACACAUUGAUCCAUUUUUUCCUCGUUUUUAAUACAGAGCUAGCAUUUAGUAUUGACCAUGAGAACACUAGUGUCUGACUGGUGCAUUCCUGAUAAAUAUCCUAUUUAAUGUGAACCGCAGGUAGAAAGGGUACGUGCUUAAGAACAAGGUUUAGAUACGCGUAAAAAUAUUUUAUUUAAAACGUACAUGUAUACAACAAAGUUGGGACCGUAGGAAAAAUGUACACUAAUGAGCCAAAACAUUGGAACCAGCCACCUAAUAUACUGUCAAAACAGCUCUAACCCACCGAGACGGGGCCCCUAUCUCCACUAACGCUAUACUAAAGUAUAUUGCAGGCAUCAAAUUAGGAAUUAGCAUAUAUUUACAAAAAUGAUCGAAUAAAUCAUAAAUCAUUUAUUUGUAUUUUA
Molecule: messenger RNA, 1866 nt
Organism: Trichomycterus rosablanca
Lineage: Eukaryota; Metazoa; Chordata; Actinopteri; Siluriformes; Trichomycteridae
Gene: acbd4
Product: acyl-CoA binding domain containing 4
Exons: 10
Coding region: 199-1401 (400 amino acids)
Biological process (GO): fatty acid metabolic process
Cellular component (GO): cytoplasm
Molecular function (GO): fatty-acyl-CoA binding
Source: RefSeq, a predicted model, not a curated record